ACGCGCGUCGACUUCCUCGUCCUGGAGUCGGUGUCCAAGGAACACUAGCCCGAAGUGGGGGUCGGCCUGCGGGGGCGUCCGCCAGUGGCCGUGCCGCUCCAAGCAGUUUCCGCCUCGUCGCACUUCUCCGCUGAGGCGCCGCGCGGCCAGGCAGCGGAUCCAGGCCUCAGCCGGGCCCGGGGCCUCCGGGGCUCUCCCGGGCUCAGCAUGCCCGGGGUGAAGCUGACCACCCAGGCCUACUGCAAAAUGGUGCUUCAUGGAGCCAAGUACCCUCACUGUGCCGUCAAUGGACUGCUGGUGGCUGAGAAGCAGAAGUCGCGCAAGGAGCACCUGCCGCUGGGCGGCCCGGGCGCCCACCACACUCUCUUCGUGGACUGUAUUCCCCUGUUCCACGGCACCCUGGCCCUCGCCCCCAUGCUGGAGGUGGCCCUCACCCUGAUUGAUUCAUGGUGCAAAGAUAAUAGCUAUGUGAUUGCUGGUUAUUACCAAGCUAAUGAACGAAUAAAGGAUGCCAGUCCAAACCAGGUUGCAGAAAAGGUAGCCUCCAGAAUUGCCGAGGGCUUCAGCGAUACCGCUCUCAUCAUGGUAGACAACACUAAGUUUACAAUGGACUGCGUGGUACCUACGAUCCAUGUGUACGAACACCAUGAAAACAAAUGGCGGUGCAGAGACCCACACUAUGAUUACUGUGAAGACUGGCCAGAGGCCCAGAGGAUCUCCGCGUCACUCCUGGAUAGCCGGUCCUAUGAAACGCUUGUCGAUUUCGACAACCACCUGGAUGACAUUCGGAAUGACUGGACCAAUCCCGAGAUCAAUAAAGCUGUUCUGCACCUGUGUUAGGGAGAGAUUUCAAUGACUAGUCUCUGGGCAUUUCCACUGGGCUGAAGAAGAAAAGCUAUUUUUAAAUGUAAAUAAAAUAUCUCAUUGCCUGUGUGGAAAACUGACAGUUUUCAGAAGUGGCGUGUGCCUUGAAAGAGAGCAGAAUGUUCCAUCAGUCAUCUUUUUAAUGCAGAGUCUCUAGAAGAGGUACCAACUGUCCAAUCUGACCAUCCCUGUGGAGUUCUUCCCAGUUGUGUGUUGCCAUAAUCCUCCCAAUCAAAGCUGUUUCUGCUUGUCCAAGAUUGUUCCUAUUAAACAGUUUUAAUUAACCUUUUAUAAUCUGGAGAGGAUACUUUUUAAGACUUAUGAACUAUCUUUAAAAAAGCAACGACGAUCAUAUCUUAUACCUGAAUGAGAGUGUUUGUGAGUUUUCAUCCAGUUUGAGUUAAUGUCAUCCAGCCCUGGGAUUGGGCCGGUGCGUAGUGUGCAGGUGCCCAGUCAGUGUCUGAGAACCUUUGUGUUGGUUGGUGUUCAGCGGUCGGAAGGCUACAGCUCUCAACAGCACUGCCCCACAUGGUGUGGAGCUAAUGUAGCUGCUGCAACUCUACACAGUGGGAAUAAAGCCACUGUUGCCUGAGAAACCUUCAUCACUAAGGGUAAAAACAAACAUCGUUGGUAAUGGGAGCGCAGUGUAAUGCUUCUCGAUCAACCAGAAAACUUGUAACCUGUGGAAUCAAAAAAGGAAACGGAACCAGUACUAAGAUUAUUUUUAAAAGGCAAGAAUCAGUUCUAACUCUAACUUGCAUGAUUAUCUAAAGGAUUCUAAUUUAUGCCUUCAAAAUUAUUAUCUCUUUUGUAUUUGAAGUAAUGAGCAAAACAAAAUUUAGACUCCUGUCUGUAAUGUUUAUACAUAGAACUUAUUAUGGUUAAACUUUUUAACCCAAUCAUAGGAAGCUGAUGGGGAAAUUUGAUGGUACCAUUACAUUUUUUAUAUGAACUAUUGUGCAGAAUUCAGAGAACCCUAUCUUUCCUACUGUCUUUUUCUUUGACUAUGAAGGAAAUUUGUAACAAUUAGCAUGAUCUGUUGAAAGGGUUUAUGACACAGCAUUCAUUAUUUUCUCUUGACAAAUAGGAAAAAAUUUUCAGACAUUGCUUAUAAUAGAUGUGCUUUAUUUAACCCACCAAAUUCUCUCUUCCCCUUUCUUCAAACACCUCUUACCCUUAACUUUUGAAGCUGACAUUAAUUUGUGUGGGGAGCACAAACGAAGGGGAUCAGUGCACUUUUUCUCACUGUCCUCACCGUAGAGCCCAGCACCACGAGCAGUCUUGUUCCAAAUUGGUUUGGGUUUGUUUCCAAAGGAGAAAAAUCACCUCUAACAUUUACCACAGAAAAGGCUGUCUUCAUGGGGUUCAAAUGAGUGUGUGCUAUCUCCAGUUCAAGGUCAGAGAUACUUGGAAUCAAGGUGUGGCUAAGGCUACUUUGGGAGGCAUUUUAAAGACAGUCUAAAAACCAUGGUGGUUUUCCCUCAUUUUUACCUCUUUGUAGAAUUCUUGCACUUGAUUGUCCCACCAGCUCCCCAGAAAUGUGUACCAUCCUCCAGUUUGCGUUUCAACCUAGAACCAGAUCCUUUCUGUGGCUGAGUCAGGCUUAGAUUUUCAGAAGGAAACAUAUUAAAUAUUCAGAAGAAAAGAAUGUAUUUGGUAAAAAAGCAGUAACAUUUCCAAGAUACAGUACCUGCUCCCAUAUCCUUGUAGGAAUGGCAAAAGCCUCUGCUGAGCCCCCAGCCCCUGUGCUGGGCUCCUUCCCUCUUGCCUGUCUAAGCCUUGCUGUGUGGCCUCUGCACCUCCAGGCUCCCUGGCCCUAAGAACAGGCUUCAUUUUUGCCCCACCCAGGGAGAAAUGAGAGCCUGUCAGAGUAUAAAAUGUAUUCAUACUCUGCCUUUGUAUAGAAAAGACUUAAAGGAGCAACACAAAGUAUAUUUGUACAUUGGAGAAAUCUUUGUUCAUCAAAAUGUUCUUAAAUCUCUUAAAUCUGAAGGGCUUAGGAGAGAGGGUAUGUGUGUGGAGCUAUCCCCUUAGAGCCAUCCAUAUGCUUAAAGUCAUUCUGGUGAACAUUUUUAUCUCUUGUAUAACAUCCAUUAAGAUGUGAGUAGCACAAAUUCUUUACAAAAAAUUGUCAUUUUUAAUUUCUAAUCAUGGUUGCAUUUAAGAACUGAAGAUACUAAACAUGGAAAAGUAAGCAGUAACUACAUAGGUAACAAAAAGCAGUGUGCUUGCUAAGGAAAAAUUGAUUUUGCCAGUUCUAAUGAAAUUAGGUUAACAUAGAACAGAAAACAACUUAGAAAUCUUGAGUAAUUUGAAUUUUCAAGUUACUUUCCCUGGGAGCUGAUAUUUUUAAGCUUCAUCUGUGUAACAAGUUCUGUAUAAUUAGUUUUUAUUUAAUAGCUUAUUUUUCUAAGUGAUGUACUUGGAAAACCUAUUGUUGUUCGUGCAUAUAGUAAUUCUCACCUUGUCUCACCUGCCUUUUUUGUUUUGCCACCAAAAGAAACAUUUGCUUCUAAAACUGCUGCUUCUUAGAAUUAUAUUUAUCUUAACACAGUAGCUACUUGAUGACAUCAUGGUAAGUGGAAAAUAGCCAUGGGCAUUAAUCUCCAUACCCUGUGGGCAUUUUUAGCAAUUUUAGUGAAGAGAGCUGAAUUUAAAAAUAGACUUCCGCUCACUAAUUGACAUUUGUUAAAGCUUUCCAUCAACUCACUGUCUCUUAAGCAUUGGAUUUUCCUCUCAGUUCAAUAGAAAGCCUGGCACAAAUGUUAGUUUGCGUUCCCCCUGCCAACUCUCCGUUAGAUGAUAUAUUAACCUAACCUAAUUUCCAUACACCUCAGAAUCCAGAGGAGGAGAAAUAUGUUCAUUCUCAUAAUGUUGACUGUUACCCCUUAAAAUGCAAAACCUGAUCGAGUUUAUUAUUUCCUAGAAGUAAAUGGCCAUUCUAAGGGCCCUCUUCCUCUAGGAUUGACUUCUUGGCGUGGACAUCCCCUUGCAGUGAUCUCUGGGGGUUUUUCUUUAGAAUGCGAGACCUAGUCCGGCUUUAGAAUGGCAAGAAUUGUGUUCUGAUCUUUUGCUUUUAGAAUAUGGCAAGUGCCCGCCAAGCAUCCACUGGAAUUUGGAGGAAACCUUUGGCUUGAACUUGUAAAGCAGAAUAGCAUCCUGCAUUUAGCGCUGUCUGAAACACAUUCCAGAUACCAUCAAUAAAUCUGUAAAUAAUGGAAUUUCAGAACACUCAUGAAGUUCUAUGGGCAAGGCUCCUUGGGGUGUCUGCACCAACGCAGGGAACUCGCUGAGUUUGCUGAGGGCCCUUGGUGUUCCCCAAACACUGAGGAUUAAGUGAAAACUUAAGGUGGGCCUGAUUUAGAGCCCUCCAGGUCCCCUUCCCCAUUUACUUCCUGACUAAAGAAGAAUUGGUCAUUUCUCAGGAUUGGAUGUUCUCAAAAAAGAGAAUCUUCUGUCGCCCACAGCAGUGCCUCAUUUCUUCCUCGAUAACUCCUAACGCUGCAGCGGUGUCUGGUGUGAGCUAGUAGCAGGGGUGUGGCAGUGAUUAGUCGGAGUGCCAGGUGUGAAUCCCAGCUUUGCCAUUUUCUAGUUCUGUGGUUGUGGGCAAGUUACCCCUGCCUGGGUCUUGUCUGAAAAAUGAGGUCAUAACACCUACUUGCAGUGAUGUCAUGGGGACCAGAGGGAAUAAUACCUGUAGAAUGUCUUAGGCCUGCAUCGAAAAGAGUUCUUAACUGCUAAUGUUUUAACAAUUCAAGAACAUACUAUUGGCCAGAGUGAUAAGUGCUUAUUCAUAGUAAACAUUCAGCGAACGUCUAUUAAAUAGUGAGUGAGUGAAAGCAAUUGUUCUCCAAAGAUAACAGCAGCUUACAUUUCUUGCUUUUGUUUAUAUUGCCUUGUUGAGGACUGAGUGAAGAAAUAAAGUGGAGUUGCUAAAGUCAGGCUGCUAAGUUACUAAAAUCAAGUAGUCUGAGGCAGAGGAAACAAUCUCUUGCUUUAACCAGCCUGGGAACUUAAACUUUUGAACCCCCCAGUAUCCCUGGAGAUACAAACAUAUAGGUCCUAUAGAUAACCCUCUGGUUACCCCCUAAAGGACUUAGGAAAGAAUGCUCAGGUCCAGAGCACCAGUCAUCUAGGAUCAGCAUCUUGGACCAAUCCAGAGGCUAAGAAUGCAGGACUGAUUCUUCUUAAGAGCAUACUUUUUACUAUAAGAACUUUCAGUGUUUCUUCUUUAGAACAUUCUGGAUAUUACCUAGUUAUGUUUAUGAUUUGCAAACCCUAAGAGCCUUGAAUAAAUCUUUAUCAUUAAUUUCUA
Miniopterus natalensis is the source of this 5179-nucleotide messenger RNA. RefSeq names its product ER membrane protein complex subunit 8 (gene EMC8). Gene Ontology annotation, cellular component: EMC complex. The record is from RefSeq and is a predicted model, not a curated record. Lineage: Eukaryota; Metazoa; Chordata; Mammalia; Chiroptera; Miniopteridae.